This is a messenger RNA of Miscanthus lutarioriparius, 768 nucleotides long. NCBI's taxonomy places the organism in Eukaryota, Viridiplantae, Streptophyta, Magnoliopsida, Poales, Poaceae. The record is from the annotation of a GenBank genome assembly.
AUGGGGGCGUCGAUGUCGACGUCGCGGCAGGAGACGCCGCCGUCCGACUCGUCGCGCGCCGGAGACGGCGGGGCCGUGGCGGUGGUGGCGAGCAGCGCUGCCUCUGGUACUGGUAGCAACAGCAACCAGGCCCAGUCGAAGAGGGCGCCGCUUCCUCACAAGUUCCAUGAGAUAGUUGCGCAGGCCGCGACGGGCGUCACUGCUGCGGCUGCAGCCGAACUGGAGGAUCAGGCGUACAGCACAGGGGUCUACCUGGCUGGAAAAACGAAGAAGUACUGGGUGCACGAGAAAACCAGGUGCAACUGCUUCAUGCUGUUCGCGAGAGCACUGUCCAUCACUUGGAGCGAUGAUCCCAGAUACUGGAUCUGGCAUCCCGUCAAAGAAACAAACGACUCCGAGAUCGAGGCUGCGUCGCUGCAGAACGUGUGCUGGCUGGAGGUGCACGGGAAGCUGGAGCUGUCGCACCUCACGCCGGGGGCCAGCUACGACGUCGUCUUCCAGGUGAUGCUCACGGAGCCGGCGUACGGGUGGUCCGUGCCGGUGAACCUGCGGCUCAGGUUCCCCGACGGCACGGUGCAGGAGCGGAAGGAGAAGCUGCAGGAGAGGCCCACGAAGCAGUGGCUGGAGCUCAAGGCCGGGGAGGUGAAGGCGCAGCCGGGGGGAGUGGGACACAGCGGCGAGCUGGAGAUCUCCCUGUUUGAGUACGACGGUGGGCUCUGGAAGAAGGGGCUCCUCAUCAAGGGCGUCAAGAUCGUCCCAAAGGAGUGA